UUUCAUCAUGCUGUAACUGUGUGUCAUGCAGCAUCCUGAAGUGUUCUCAGAAGACAGUACAACAAUACGAACGUCACUACGCUACCUGGCGACCAUUAUAAGAUAGAAAUACUGGUAGACCUGAGUAACAAUUACGUCCUCAUGUUGUGUUUUCCAGGCACCAUCUUGAAGCGACCCCGGAACAUCCAAUAGGAUACUGUUUAAGAUUUCUAACGUUUAGUCAUGGCGCUAAAUGAUGGCCAUAUUUAAAGCUGUGCUGUAAUUAUAAGGUACCAGUUUGAAGCGUUUCUAGAACAAUUCCCAGGACCUUGUAGAGAGUUGGCAGCCAUACUUCACACUGGUAUGUCUGUAUGUAUGUUUCAGGCAUUAUCUUUAAGCGUCCCCAGAAAGAGGCUCGGGACCUGCUGACCGUCUACCUCCUGCCGUUUUCCACCAACGUGUGGAUCUGUAUCGCUAUCUCCAUCCCCGUGGCAGCCUUCACCAUGUACCUCACCACACGCCCACGUUUAAGCCUUCGCUCCCUCCUGCGGCGACGCCCACCUUCCCACGCCCGUCCCACCUCACUGCUGGAGUCUUCCGGGGAGUCGUUCGUCCCGAGAUCGAGAGUGGUGGAGAGUGACGGGAAAAGGAACCCCCUGAAGAAGUAUCUAAGAGUGAAGCCAUUGACCACUUCACCUCUACACUGUUUCUAUCAGGACAAUUUUUUCGGCCAAGGAGGUGACGUAGAGGACGAGGGAGAAACGAAAAAGAAAGACAAGAUGAGGCAACACACGGUAGACAGCAAGACGCUGCAGAAGGCCAAGAAGAAGAAGAAGGUGGAGGAGGAGGAAGAAGAAACGGAGGACGUCCCUCAGUCCUUCUUGAGCAGCCUGUGGUUUGCUGCCACUGUCUUCAUGCAGCAAGGUCAGGAGGUGGUGCCCGAGAGGUACCCCGCCAGGCUGGUGUUCGGCUCCAUGUGGGUGGCUUCCGUGGUCCUGUACGCCUCCUACACCUCUAACCUCGUUUCUUACUUCACCGUUAACAAGUCGACGCUCCCCAUCAACAACCUGGAGGAGCUGGUGAAGAGCGAUUACAAGUUUGGCACAAGAGCUGGUUCUGUUUACGGUGACAACAUGAAGGCGUCAAAGAGCGAGGUGUACAAGGCAGCGUCGGCCAAACUGGAGUCUUUCGGGAAGGAGGUCACGAUGGGCACCUACGAAGAGGCCAUCCAGAGGACCCUACAAGAGCCCUACGCCUUUAUAGGAGACUAUGUCGGUGAGUCCUACACUCCUGUUGCUAAGUUAUCUACGUGUGUAUGUGUGGAUAUAUCAUGGAUUUAUGUCUAA
Molecule: messenger RNA, 1325 nt
Organism: Homarus americanus (American lobster)
Lineage: Eukaryota; Metazoa; Arthropoda; Malacostraca; Decapoda; Nephropidae
Exons: 5
Coding region: 351-1325 (324 amino acids)
Cellular component (GO): membrane
Molecular function (GO): ligand-gated monoatomic ion channel activity
Source: RefSeq, a predicted model, not a curated record